UCGGCCGAAGGUCGCGCCGAAGUGGGGCGGGGAGGGGACAAAGCUGAGAGAUCUAUUUUGGGGGGGUCCGCGCUUCUGUGAGGCAAUUGAUGGAUGCCUGGAAGUUGAUACACACAUAUAUUCAGCGAUGUUUUGCCUGAGGCCUCUGACAAGGUUCUCGGUAGAAAGGAUACUUCCACACUGGUUUCAUUACUCAAGAGCUUUAUCUGGAGCUGAAGCAAUCAAUGCCCUGAGACCUUUCUAUUUUGCAGUCCAUCCAGAUUUCUUUGGAAAACACCCCAGAGAAAGGGAAGUCAAUGAAAAUUCUCUGAAGAGAUUAAGUGUCUACUUAGAAAACCUCCAGAAACCAGGCUUCAAGUCUUUGAAACCAACUCAGCUUACCUUUUAUGUAAGAGAAACAGACCAGAACCCAUCUGAUAGCCCGGAAGCCUUCAGUACUUCCGGGUUUCGAGCCGUCCAGUUUACCUUGCAUACCAGAGAUCUGCUAAGCACCGUAUUGUAUAUUCUCAACUCCUGCAAUUUAUCUGCCAAACAUAUCCAAAGCUCGAACACUAAUGUAUACUCGCAGCCUAUCAGAGAAGGCAAAAGGACUCCCAGCAGGCCCAUCAAAUGGGACAAGUCAUAUUACUCCUUCACUGGAUUCAAGGACCCGGAUGAAGACCUCUAUCAAGUCUCCAGAAUGGAAACAACCCUCACAUCCUGGCUAGAUAACAAUGGAAAAAGUGCCAUUAAGAAGCUGAACAAUAGUUUGCCACUCAGGAAAGAACUAGAUCGUUUAAAAGACGAACUCUGUCACUUGUUGGAACUGUCAGAUAUCAGAUGGCAGAGAGGCUGGGGAAUCGCCCAUCGCUGUAGCCAGCUGCAUAGUCUAGGCCGCCUGGCCCAGCAGAACUUGGAAACCCUGCAGAAAGCAAAAGGCUGCACCCUGGUAUUUACAGACCGCUCAGGCAUGAGCGCAGUGGGUCACGUGAUGCUAGGAACCAUGGACGUCCAUCAUCAUUGGACCAAACUCUUUGAAAGAUUACCAAGUUACUUUGACCUUCAAAGAAAGCUAAUGAUUUUAGAAGACCAAAUAAGCUCUCUUCUAGGCGGUAUUCAAGUCAUUUAUAUUGAAGAAUUCCAGCCAGUAUUAACCCUGGAAGAAUAUUAUUCUCUCCUCGAUGUGUUUUACAAUAGACUGUUGAAAACUAGAAUCUCUUUCCAUCCACAAAGUCUCCGUGGCUUAGAAAUGAUUCUUAACAGUGACAGAUACGCUCCAAGCUUGCACAAACUCGGGCAUUUUAAUAUCCCAGUGCUCUGCGAUCUAGUGAGUCUGCAGUGGUUUAUUUGCACCAGGGCCCACCAGGCGAGAGAGAACAUGAGGAAAAAGGAAGAGUUAAAAGUCCUUGAACACGAAUUGAUUCAGGCCUCCACCAAGAAAUUUUCCCUGGAGAAGUUAUACAAGGAACCCAGCAUUUCUAGUAUACAAAUGGUGGAGUGUUGUAAGAGACUACUAGAACAAUCUCUGCCGUAUCUGCAGGGAAUGCAUCUUUGCAUCUCACACUUCUAUUCUGUCAUGCAGGAUGGAGACCUGUGUAUUCCUUGGAACUGGAAAAAUGGAGAAGCUACCAAGUAACAGAGCCAUUACUUUAUUUCUUUUUAAGGGAUAGGAAAAAAAAACUCAUCAACUUAUUUCAAUCCACAAUUUGAUAGGAUGUGGUUAACCUGUUACAAGAACACGGUUUCUAAUUGCUGUCUUGAAAGUAGACAUUUUCUUACAAACGAAUUGCUGUGGAGAAACUUGUUUUACAAAGCUUUUGAUCAGCCACGUGCUCGUGGCUCCUGCCUGUCAUCCUAGCUACUCAGGAAGCUGAGAGUUGACUUAAUCAGGGUUCGAAGCUAGCCCGUGCAGGAAGUUGGUGAGACUCUUUGUGGCUCAAGUGCUAGCCUUGAACAAAAACAAAACAAAAAAACAGAACAUGAAGACUUGAGUUCAAGUCCCUAUACCAGUAUUAAAGAAAAAAAAAAGCUUUUAUCUUCCAGUUUUAUGAUGUUCAUUGGCCAGAUGUGUACAAAGCUGUUACAGUCAAGGACAUAUUUUUUUGUUACAGUGAAAGAGUCAUAUAUAUAUAUAUAUUUUUUUUUU
This is a messenger RNA of Dipodomys ordii (Ord's kangaroo rat), 2125 nucleotides long. RefSeq names its product T cell activation inhibitor, mitochondrial (gene Tcaim). Gene Ontology annotation, cellular component: mitochondrion. Bases 128 to 1615 code for a protein of 495 amino acids. NCBI's taxonomy places the organism in Eukaryota, Metazoa, Chordata, Mammalia, Rodentia, Heteromyidae. The transcript has 11 exons. The record is from RefSeq and is a predicted model, not a curated record.